AUGUCCAGAAAAGUGAUGAGCGAGGUUCUCAAGUCGCGAACAUUGCUUUACCGGAGCUUUGGUGAGCCCGAGAAGGUUAUUUUAGUGAUUUUUAAUGAGUGAUUCUUAAAAAAAGCAGUUGCAAGCUUUUUUUUUUGUUUUAUAAAUGAACCGUAUUUUCAUGAAUUAGUGUAAUGUUUUGAGCUGAGAAGUAUUUUCAUUGAAUUUUUUAAGGAUGCUCAAGAAUAAAUAUAAUUUUCUGAAAUGUGUCGCUUUGAAGCUUUAUUUUCAUAAUCUGAGUACUUUUUGAGCUUCGUAGCGUCAUAAUUUUACUGCGAGAAAAAAAGUCAGGAAAUUUCGAUCUUUUUUUGAAAUCAAGAGGCCUUCAAAUCAUUCUAGUCAAGUCUAUAAAUAAAUAAUAUUAUAAAAAAAAAGUCUGACCAAAAAUUCAAGCAGGUUCUGAAGAAGAAAAAACUCUCUCUGUAAGACUAGAAUGAUGGAAAAAAAAUAAGUUCCUGACUAAAUAUUUAGUUUUUCAAGUUGAAGAACUAAAUUUACUUCAUUACUUUUAGGUCCUCGAAUUAGCCACUGUUGACGUCGAAUCAGAACCAAAAAAAGGCCAAGUUUUGGUCCAAUGGCUCGCUUCGCCAAUAAACCCACUUGACAUCAAUAGGUCCAGUUGAGAAUUAAAAAAAACACGUUUCAUUCAUGUUUUUAGUAUUCAAGGAGUUUAUGUUUAUCGACCGACGCCGCCAGUCAUUGGCGGCAGCGAAGGGGUGGGAAGAGUCGUCAAGGUGAAUUUGGGAGAUUUUUUGACGAUUUUGGGAUAAUUUUCAAGGUUUUUGAGGAGGCUGGACAAUAUUUGGGUUGAUUUUUAAACUUCAAGGAAAAAUGGCUCAAAAAAUCCUUGAUUUCCGAAGAAAGCUCUGAAUAUAAAAUGAAACAUUUUUUUAAUGGAGGAUCCUUUUUUAUGGAUAAUCUUGAUUAAAUCUCCAUUUCACUAGGUUUUUUUGUUGAUAGAAUUAAAAAUCCUAUAAGAUCUAAGGUUAUAUGAAGUGAAGAAAUUCGGUGUCCUGAAAAAAAUAAAAUUGAUAGCUUCAAAAAUAAGUUGUAAAUUUACUGUCCAGUUUUUUUCUCGGAGAUAGGUUCUCUUUCUUGAGUUUUUUUUUUCGAGCAUGAAAAUUUGAAUUUGGGUUCCUGAACUUAAAUUAUUAGAAUGAACUUCAGGAAAAGAUUUUUUUCACCAUCCUUCAAAAAAAUGAAAAAAUCUUUUCAGUGCUCUCCUGGGUCAGCUUUCUCAAAAGGAGACCAUGUCACACUUUUCACUAUGAAUACCCCUUUUUGGACCGAAUACGGAAUCGUUGAUGAAGAAGAUCUCCUCAAAAUCGAUAACCGCAUCUCAGUGGUGGGACCUACAGAAGAAACUCAAAAUUUGAAUGUUUUGAAGCCGAUGGCAGCGACAUUGAUGGUGAACCCCCCAACGGCUUGGGUCAUGCUCAAAGAUUUCAUCGAUUUGUCGCCCGGCGACUAUAUUAUCCAGAACUCGGCCAAUUCUGGUGUUGGUAGAUCGGUUAUUGAGCUGUGUAAAGGUAUAGGUGGUUUGAAAAUAAGUUAAAAAUUGAGAAAAGGUGCAUGAAAACCUUUGGCUUUUUUUUCGGUUUUUAAAAAUCUGUUCAAGCAAGAAGUUUUGGUUCUAAUGGAAAUUUGAUCAGAAAAGCUUCAACUUGCUCAGGACUUUUUGGGUAGUUCAACUACUAGUUCUACCAAAAAAAUCUACGGGGCUGGAUCAUACGUCGGCUGGAUCCUAUUUCCUUUUCAUCCCUCGAAAUUUACCUAUCUUCCUCGUUAAAAUCAUCCUUCACCUUCUUCAUAUUCUCUUUUUAGUUUAUAAAAAUUUUUCUCACGUCAGAUUCGAAAAAAAUAAAUUGGAAAAAAAUAAACUGUCCUUUUUUUGCAAAUUUUGUAAUAUUUCUUUUUUUCUUGAAGUUUGUUGAAAAAAAUUUUUUUGCUUGAAAAAGUUGAAAACUUUUUAGAAGCUCGCCUUUUUUUUGAAUAGCUAUUGAAUUUGCGAAGUAAGAAUCUUUCAAAUCAAUUUUUUUUAAACCUUAUAAUUUUUCCAGCGUUCGGCUACAAAUCGAUAAAUAUCGUACGAGAUCGUCCCGCCAUCGAAUCUUUGAAGACGGAGCUGUGGAAACUUGGCGCUGAUCACAUUUUCACCGAAGAGGAGUUUGCCAAGGAAGGCCGCAAGGUAGUUUUGGCAAGAAAAUCGUGGAAAAUUAUCUAUUUCAAGUUUGUCAAAACGCUCUCUUCUCCGCCAAAACUCGCAAUGAAUGGCGUUGGCGGCAGGAGUUCUUUGGGUAUCGCGGCGGUUUUGGAAAAGGGCGGGACCAGUGUCACUUAUGGUGAGCUUGGGAAAGUGAGAUAUCAUUCACAGGCAAAAUCAGUAUAUGAUGUACAAGAAAAGUGGAAAAAUAAUCGUUUAAUAAAAAAAAAUAUUAAGAGAUUGUUAUUUUUAUGAGGCAGGAUCUGUUAUUCAGAGUCGAGAUUUUGAAGUUCUCCAAAGUUUGACCGAAAAAUUGGGCAGUCCAGAGCGAAGUUCAUCUUUUUCGCUGAAGUCUGAUCAUAUUGUUUUAAAUUCCAAGCACAAUGACGUCAUUCUAAACCCCUCUCUGGAGCUCGUUCAAUAAUUGGCUUAUAGCGGCAUUAAGGGCGGAGCUUGAUGGGUCUUCUAAAAUAACUUGCACUUCGGUAACGCGAACCGGACGUUUCGGAGCUUUCAAGUAGUCACUUUAGCGGCACACUCAACCGAUUUGCGUUGUUAACAGAGUCCGAGGACUUUCAAGAUUCGAAAUUUCCAAAUCACUUUUCAGACCAGUUACCCUGCAAAAUUGAAAGUUCCAUUCUUGAAAAUUAAAAGACCUGCAGCGAGUUUGGCCAAGUCCUUUUUUGCUUUUUUGGUUGCCCAAAAUUAGAAGUCAGAAGUUUUCCUUGAAAUAAUAUUUGAUGAGGAAAAUCUUGAUAAUAUCUUUAAACUAGUCUAACUUUCCAAAAUUCGUAGUAAACUGUUGUGAAUAGAAAGGAUUGGGACAAAAUUAAGGCGGGAUGUCGAAAAAGCCCCACGAGUUCUCCACGUCGGCGUUGGUGUUCAACGACGUACGAGUUCGUGGCGUCGCCGUGGGAAUGUGGAUGCGACAGCCGGAAAAUGAAGAGAAGCUGGAGCUUUGUUUAAGGGAAAUCCAGGUACACUUUAAGCGAAGUAACUUCACCUAGCGGUUCCCUUUUAAGAUGUUGAGAGGUAGAUAUCUAAUUUAAUGCUGCGCCAGACUUUUAGCGGUUUUACUAUACCCUAGGCUAAAGAAUGCUGCUGUGCGCAAGUAGUUUGUUGUCGGAAGGGUAAAUGCCCUUAUCAAGGAUUGAAAAAAAAUUUCCAAAAAUAUUCUAGGAACUGGCAGUGGCCGGAAAAUUGACAGCGACUCCCAUGGACCACGUCCCCUUGGAACGAUUCCAAGAAGCCCUGAGAAAAUCGAUGGAAAGUCGCCAGAAAAAGCAACUCUUGAUCAUUUCUGCACAGACGAGCCCCUCGAAAUUGUAA
Messenger RNA from Caenorhabditis auriculariae, 3571 nucleotides. NCBI's taxonomy places the organism in Eukaryota, Metazoa, Nematoda, Chromadorea, Rhabditida, Rhabditidae. The record is from the annotation of a GenBank genome assembly.